AUGACUAGAUAUCCAUUAGCUUUCCGCCUUUCGACCACAGCUCAAGCCACUGCCACUAAAGGCGCCAAAGCUCAACGUAAACGAGACCGUUUUACUCAAAGUAUUUUUAGGAGAUUCCACAGAGUCUCCAAUAAAGUUGGAUCCUGGUUCCAUAAAUCAGAGUCCAAAGUAACCUUUGCAGGUUCUUCCAGUAGUUUGGAACUUGCUGAAAAGCAUGCCACUGCUCAAUUGGUCAAGCUGCCAACAGAGCAAACUGCUUUGCUGUUAAUGAAGCAGAUGGAGAAGUUGUACCUUUCCCCAGGUUCAGGUUCAGACUUCUCUGAAACUUCUACAUUAGCAUCUACACCUAAAGAGUUCCUCAAGGAGAAGACUAACCUUCCAGUUUUGGUCUCCAAGUGCCUUUGUGAGUCCCCCAACAAAGGAUACGCUUACUUUGCUAUACAAGCCAGACAAACCGCCAAAAUGAGCCAGAAGCUUCUCACCUGGGAGGAGCCCCAGGUUGAUGAGUGGCAGGUUGUCAAGUCUAGACGCCAAAACAGGAAGGUUGAAGUUUCUCUCUCGCCAGCUCCUGUUGUCAUCCCAAGUACUCUCAAGAAGAUGACAAAGCAGCAGAAGAUUAAACUUGGCAAGUCCAAGGAACCAAUCUUCGACACCAGCAAACACAAGAAGGUGAACAUCUACGAAUGCCUUCUGGAUUAG
This is a messenger RNA of Candidozyma haemuli, 699 nucleotides long. RefSeq lists its product as uncharacterized. The transcript has a single exon. The coding region runs from base 1 to 699 and encodes 232 amino acids. NCBI's taxonomy places the organism in Eukaryota, Fungi, Ascomycota, Pichiomycetes, Serinales, Metschnikowiaceae. The record is from RefSeq and is a predicted model, not a curated record.